ACCAUCGUCCUCCUCUCGAGUCGCAAGGCCUUGCCUCCCGUCUACAUGGACAAAGUGAUUGACCUCCCGCCCACCCACAAACCCCCCCCACCCUACUCUGAGAGGCCACCUCUCACCCAAGUGACAUCCAACCCCGCCCAGUUGCACAGAGUGAACCGGCAGUCCAGGAUGACAGAUAAGGCCACGUCUGAGACGGGAGUCCUCCAGGAGACCAUGUUUGUAAGGGGAGCUCAAAGGCAGGCCAGGUCUGCAACAGGAACCCAAAGGCAGGCCGCAUCUGUGAAGGGAGCCCUGCUGGAGGCAAUGCCUGGAACGGGAGCUCAAAGGCAGGCCGUGUCUGCAAGGGGAGCCCUCCAGGAGGCCAUGUUUGUAAGGGGAGCUCAAAGGCAGGCCACGUCUGCAACAGCAGCCCAAAGGCAGGCCGCAUCUGCGAAGGGAGCCCUGCUGGAGGCCAUGCCUGCAACGGGAGAUCAAAGGCAGGCCAUGUCUGCAAGGGGAGCCCUCCAAGAAGCUGCAUCUGUAAGGGGAACCCAAAGGCAGACCAAUCGGGGCCCUGCCUGCGAGCCACUGUCUUAUCAGGAAUGGGUGUGUCACCAUGAUGGGACCGACCGCGUCUACAUCAACCACCGCGAGCACUACGUGUGAUUACCCCCAUCGCGUCAAUAGCAUCCCCCCUAGCCCCCCCCCCCACCCCUUCUCCUUGACUCGCCGUGACACCAGCUAUGUAGUGGUCCAGAUGUUCAGGAUGCCUUAGUGAACCCAAAAGGUCUUACCUGCCCUCAACAACCAGCAGAAGUCUACAAAGCAGUAGACCUGGUGGGCUUUAAUCGGCAUAAUAACAUAUCUAUAGCGCAGCUCCCCAUAUGCCCAGUGUUAUGGAACAUAGUCCAGUUUAUUCAGUAAAACCCAGUAUAAGCUUGGAUCUAGUCUAGUCUACUCUCAGCCCAAGUUUCAGUUUACUCCAUUUGCCGAAACAGCUAACAGAUAAGAACACAAAUAGACACUAAUCUACACAAACUCAGGGUAAAAAUGAAGAAAAAAGCCAUUUUUUAAUUACACAAAAUUAAAUGGCUGAUCUGUUCCCUGUUCUGAUGGACCUCGUAAUCAUCAGGACACUGCUGGACAUCUUACACUCACAUUUAUCAGUAACGUUCACAUUAAAGUGUACAACUGAGCCCAAAAGUAGUUUCUGUCUGCAAAACCAGUAGGAAUGCAGCUAAGCCAACUGUACCUGUUCCUAGAGGGUUAUCCCCAACCGUAGAUAGCCAACUGUUAAGACAACUGGCCGUUCAGUAAUUUAGUCAUUGUCAAUAAGGUUCUCAGGUUUCAGGGUGAUGCUACUGAACCCACAAACAACACCUGGACAACAUUCCUCUGCUGAAAGCCUCUUGAAUAAGCAGCUAUCAAAACAGAAAGGCUUUAAGAGAACUAAUCCUCAACGAACAGGUGAUUUAAAACAAUGGGGGCUUCCGUGACUAUAGUGCACUAUAUUUGUUUCAGCUAAUCACGUCAUUACUGAAGUUUGACUGGGCUCUUACAAAAUAAUCAUUCAGAUGUAGUAAUUGCUGUGUGUUUCUAUGAUAUUCCAAAAGAAAAGUAUUAAUUACCAGCUUUGUGAAUAAAGAAAUUGAGUGUGUUACCUUAAAUGAUUUUGAUUGCUUUGCAGACCUUAAACAACAUCAAGCUUAAUUGUAUAAGGACUAUGAAAUCUAUAUAAUAAUGUAAUGAUAAUGAUCACAAAUUGACACUCUGAUUAAACAUUCAAAAACUGACAUCUUAAAAUAUAUUUUAAAAAAAGGUUUAUGAAUGUCAGAAUAAAUCAGAAUUCAGUCAGCUGCAGUCUGGCCAAGUGAAUUAAAACUUCAGCUGAAAAAAAAAGGUGGUAUUUACAGGGGUCCCGCAGAAUGUGGAUGAAGCUGGUGGAAUCGUCAUCUUUUUCUGUCUACAUACAAUGCCUGGCUUCAAAUAAAAAAAAAAUUCAACUACACUGAACAGUGUAGCUGUCACUCAAACCUGAGGUAAUGUGAAUGAGGACGACAGGAAGUUCCUUGAAGUCGAGGUGAUGUCGUUUCCUGUUAUUCUAAAAGUGUACAGUGAUUGAAGACCAUACAACUCGAAGUAUUUCAUUGCUCUACUUUACUUCAUAUGGUAAGAAGUAGUUCACCUUGCUGCAUUGUAGCAAUAAGCCUGUACUGUUUUUUUUUGAGCAAAAAUUUUUUUAGUGAAUUUCUUUCUGUUUAUAUCUUUGUAGUAUAUUUUAUUAUUCUUUUUAUAUGCCAUGUAAAUAUAUUUCCUGAUAAUUGUUUUGUUUUG
Paramormyrops kingsleyae is the source of this 2313-nucleotide messenger RNA. The record is from RefSeq and is a predicted model, not a curated record. NCBI's taxonomy places the organism in Eukaryota, Metazoa, Chordata, Actinopteri, Osteoglossiformes, Mormyridae.